Messenger RNA from Saccostrea cuccullata (small rock oyster), 4479 nucleotides. Its product is annotated as AN1-type zinc finger protein 4-like. The record is from RefSeq and is a predicted model, not a curated record. Bases 288 to 2174 code for a protein of 628 amino acids. Lineage: Eukaryota; Metazoa; Mollusca; Bivalvia; Ostreida; Ostreidae. The transcript is spliced from 7 exons. Gene Ontology annotation, molecular function: zinc ion binding; protein binding.
UACGGGCACUUCAGUAGACCUCGAAUUCCUGUGUAGAAAAUUUUGCCACCAUCUUUGUGAAUCAUAGACUGUGUUUAUGAGUGUAAUGGGAGUGACGAUGCUUUGUUCUGUGAUGAAAUAAACAACGACAUCCUGGGCGCUGAAGUGCAGGAGGUUAAGAAAAGGCAACUAAUGGAUAAAAAUGGCAAUUACUUGAGAUUUUGUUGACAAAAAAUAAUGUUUUGCUUUAUGAGGGCAUGAAACUGCAGUGAACCAUAGUUUUGUCCUCCAGUCAAACAUUCAUCAAAAUGGAACUGUACAUUGAAACAUUAACGGGAACCUUUUUUGAGUUGCGAGUUUCACCUUUUGAAACCAUUAUGUCCGUAAAGGCAAAGAUUCAAAGACUUGAAGGGAUUCCCAUUGGACAGCAGCAUUUAAUCUGGCAGGCCAUGGAGCUAGAGGACGAUUAUUGUCUCCACGACUACAGCAUCCACGACGGCGCCACCCUGAAGCUGGUCCUGGCCAUGCGGGGCGGUCCAAUUAAUACCAGAAGAAUUCCAAUGGAAGACCCAACCCUGAGAGAAAUGGCAGAAUAUGUGGAGGCAAAUCGAGACGAAAUCUGGGAGAAAAUACCAGGCAAUCGGCAGGUCACUCUACUGGUGUUUAGAGAAGGGGACCAGUUGAAUUUUUUCCGCGUAGUAGAUCGUGGGGACGGAACCCUUACUCCGCUCUCUGAAUCACUGAGUGGGGCCUCGAUGUAUAAUUUUGAUGACCAGGAGGAGGAGGAAGAGGCGCCUCCCAAGGAGAAACUUGAGGAAAACGAACAACUCAAGGAGAAAAUGAAGCAGCUUAGAGGCAAAAUGGAGAAAUUAACUCUCACUAAAAAGCCUAAGAAAAAGAUUCCUCGUCCGCCCUCUUCAGAACAUUCCAGUAGUAGCCGUGGUGCUAGACGUCGACAGCUCCCGGGCUCCGGGAGAACCCUAUCUCACAACCUCAACAGAAACUUCUGUCUGCCACCUGUUGGCCAUCAUUCAUCAUACUCCCAAGGGGAGCAAACUGCUACCAUAGAAAUCAGCAACAAAGAUGAUAUGAACUCUGGUGGUGUUAUGGGUCAAAACAUGGCUGCUAGCCUCAACCAUAACAUAGGAAGUGGUUUGUUAAAUUAUAACGAACUUGAAACCAAUUCCGAACACAAUAAAAGCCAUAGUGCCAAAUCAACCCGUAGUAGGAGUCGCCAGAUGAUGGCCGAGAAUACAGAACUUAGUGCUAGCCGAUUAGGGAUCCUGUCCAGUGUCAAGGAGGAUAGUAGCCUGGUGCACGAGUCACAGCUCGCCACCGAGUGGAGGGAGGGGGGAGUCAAAUCCUGGGAGGGGGAGGAUAGUGAGAACAUUAAAUCGGAUUUUAUAAGCUCUAACACUUGUACACCUUCAUCAUCCAAAGUGAGAGACCUACACAGAUUGAGCAGUCUGCAGGAAACUGUCACGAAAAAGAAAGAUGUGAAUCUAGAAAAUUACAAGGAUACUCUACAACCUCCUCCUUCUUCUUCUUCCAAAACAAAACAAAAACUGAAAGGGGAUCUCACCAUAGAAAACAUUAAGGAGGUCCUGGGCCGACCCCAGGCAUCCAAUAAAGACUUGACUUUAGAGAGUCUCCAAGAAUCACUAGGGAGACCUACCACCUCCUCACGUUUCAAGGGAUUGGAACGGAGGAAAGAGUUCACUCUGGAAAGUCUGAGUACCAGUGAGGCUCGGGCAAUGUCAGGGCUCCUCAGGCAGGCAUCCCUAGAAAAAAUAGGAUCUUCUCGUAUCGGCAACUUUGUGCCAAGCGGAAGUAAAUCCCGUCUUGGAAAUUAUGCCCUUGGGAGCACAAGUCAGGAAGGAAGGAUUAUUUCCCCAGAGGAACGAUUGUUGUCUGCCCAUCUACAGAGGGUCAACAGUCGCGAUGGAAGGAUGCUCUCCCCUUCACAUAGACUGCCCCCUGUCAAGUCCAAAAAGAAGGCUGCCAAACGGUGCUUUGUCUGUGGCAAGAAAACCGGCCUUGCCACCAGCUAUAUAUGCAGGUGUGGAAACAACUUCUGUGCUACACAUCGCUAUGCUGAGUCUCACGAUUGCACUUUUGAUUAUAAAACGGAGGGACGCAAGCUGUUGGAACAAAGCAACCCAGUUGUCAGUGCUCCUAAGUUACCCAAAAUCUAACUCAGGAACCCUAGGAAUGUGGCUGUGAACUCCUUGUUUUUUUGUGUGCUCUUUCAGUGUCUAGAAAACCUUAAGUGGGGUACACAUAGAGUUAUUUACCGUUUGAUUUGGAAUGACUUUUUAGCAUUGUAUUCUCCCUUUUUUAAAUAGUUGAAGUGCAUUUGAUUCAUGUUUACUUAUCAUUAUAGUUUUUAUUUUUCUUUUGAAUUAUAUCCAUCAAGUAACUGGUUGUUAAUAUUUUUGCAAAGGGAGGUCUAUAUUAGUUUGAUUUUUUAAAAAAUAUUUGUAUCUAUACAAUGCCUAAGUGUAAUUUUUGCUAAUACUAAAAUUCUGUACUACUAUAUUGGACCAAAUAUGGGGAUGCCAGUGUUUAUAUUAAACAUAUCUGUAGGCAGUAUAAUUAUUAUAGCCCUUGGGUUUCAUUGAAUGAAAUUGUGUUACAUGUAUUUCUGAACAACAGGAACCUUCUAUAAUGACUGAACUUAUAAAUUAUUAAGGCAGAUAAUUUAUCUUCAGCUUCAAAAGUAUCCCUGUUAUUAUAUGUUGAAUUGUCAUAUUUCCCUUAAAGUUUUCAUGAUGAUUGGUUUUUUUUUUCUUAUAGAUGAAUAAUUUUGAAAAGGAUUUGAAACUAUUCAAGACAAAUGAUAUGUUUUCUUUAAAAAAAAAUCUAGUCUAGACAGAGAUGUUUUGAAAGUGCACCUAUGAUUUUGUAUACUUUCUUGGAAUUUGUGAUAAUUAUUUUUUCAGAUGUCUUUCAUUUGCUGGGUGUUGAGUGGGAAUGUCCUUUUGUUUGUUUUCUGCUGAGAAUGUCUGUCUGUUGAUAUAUGCCUUUAUUACGUUAAAGCCCCGAAUCAGUGGAGAUUUUUAAUUAGAGUUUGUUAAAUUAUCAUGUUAGUCAGUUUCAGAUUUUCAUUUUUCACUUUUCACGUACAUAUGUACUUGUUAGUACUGGACUUUUUUCCUCCUUCUUCAUUUGAGCACUUGUUAAAUUACAAUUACAAACUGUUUUUCACAGCUUUAAUUAGAGCUUUUACAUUCAUUGCAGGGUUUUCACACAUGUUCGUAAGUUUGCAUUUUGUAUUGAUUGAUGUUUCAUUAUUAGAAAACCUUCAGGUUCUUUUUAAUAUUAUCCCACAAGAAGUGCAUUGACAAUUUAUUUUUCAACAAUAAAACAUAACAAUCUUUGUUUCUGAUGUACACAAAUGUUACUCUCUAGGUCUAUAAUAAGUUGUACAUUUUUGUACUGGUUAAUAUUUAAUAUUGCUAUAUUGUGCUACAGUGAAAUGUUAAACAAUUCCAGAACCAUAAUGGUUUUUGCUGAAAUUCUACCAUUAUUUCAAGGUUGUCAGUGGUAAAAAAAAUCUAGUGGAUUUGAAGGAAAACAUCUGUAAGAUUUAAAAGUUGUGUUUAUUUCUGUUAUGGUUGAAACAUACCUUGAAAUACCAGAUAAGGAAACAAAACAUUACUUGGUCUUUUUCGAACCUGCACAUCAAAUGAUGAGCAUUUUACUCAUUACUUAAUGUUGUAGGAUUUAUAUGUAUUAAUUAACAUCGAAUAUAAAUAAUUAACAGUCUUGCCCUUACCCCACCCUCCCUCCCCUCCCCACACCUUAUGCCCCUUGUCUUGUUGAUUUCCAUGUCAAGCUUUUCGAAGACAUAGGCUGAGUGCUGUAAAAUGAGGGAUGCAGACAAUAACAUAGGAAAAAUAUAUCCACGUGCAUUUCUAUCUCUGCACAAUUAGGAACUAUAUUUGAACUAACGAACUGAAUUAUUAUAGUUAGUGAUACAUUCAACCUUUUGUUAUUGUUUCAAAAUAUAGUUUGGGUAUAUUUUUUUCCCUAUUUUAACUACUUUAUUUGAAAUGAAUUUUCAAAUUCUAGCCUAUGAUUGUCAGUGGAGUUGUAUUUUUUUGACCAAGUGAUGGUUCAUUUACCUUGAAAUUGUCGUAGAAUAUAAGCAUACAAAUACUCAAGUGAACAAUCUUUUGUUGUUUUUUUUCCAGUUAAUUUUUCAUAGUGUAUGUAAUCAUGUCAGUAGAUUGUUUAUUUUUUACCUUCUUCAAGUUACACCUUUGCUAAAGAUUGAAUGGAAAAUUUAUAAGUUCCCCAUUUAGGGAAUGUUGUGAAGGGUGAUGAGUUACUCCCCUUUUUUAGGGACAUUUUUUUGUUAGCACCAAUGUUUAUGAAAAAAUAACCAUUUAAUACAUGUUUUUGUUUGUAUGCAUAUAUUGUUAUAUGCAUUUAGUGUAUAUUGUGCACAGUUAAUGAGUGUGAAUAAUUAUGAAAAAAAUAAAAACAAUCAAUAAA